AUGGAGAAAAUCCACAGCAGCAAACCCAAUCUAAAGGUGAAGAGCAGCACCCAAUCCGCGCUAGUUUCAGGGAGGACUGCCGCUGCAAGGGGAACGAGAAAAGAGGAGGUCCCCAGUGAGAAAGCAAAGACGAGCCCUCCGACUCCGAAGGCUUGCUGGAAAGAGAACACGAAACCCCAAGAGUUCAAGCUCCAUUCUCAAGAAAGAGCCAUCAAGCGUUCCAUCUUCAACUAUUUCGUGGCAACCAAAAUAUAUGUUGAGGAGCAUGAGAAACGGCAACUAGACAAGCUGCAAAAGAUGAUCGAAGAAGAAGAAGUGAAGUCGUUGAGGAAGAAAAUGGUCCCCAGAGCCCAAUUGAUGCCUUUCUUCGACCGACCAUUCUUCCCACAAAGAUCAAACAGAGCGCCCACAAUGCCAAAAGAGCCGCGUUUCAACAACACCAACUGCAUGAUGAGUUGCGUUUCUGAGAAUGAGAUAAUGUUCCACUUUCAUCGUCAACCUUAUUAUUAA
Messenger RNA from Linum trigynum, 510 nucleotides. The record is from the annotation of a GenBank genome assembly. NCBI's taxonomy places the organism in Eukaryota, Viridiplantae, Streptophyta, Magnoliopsida, Malpighiales, Linaceae.